UCUCCUCCACUUUCCUGCGGUAAAGAAACUGGAGGAAACAACGUCCGUUUCCGGUUGGCUCAGGCUGGAAGGUUGAAUAUUGAGUGUCCCGGGAGGUCAGAUUGCUGACAGACAUGGCUGCUGGACACGGACACGAACACGGACAUGGUCAUGGUCAUGGUAAAAUGGAACUUCCAGAUUACAGACAGUGGAAAAUUGAAGGGACGCCAUUAGAAACGAUGCAGAAGAAGCUUGUUGCACGAGGGCUGCGGGAUCCAUGGGCUCGCAAUGAGGCUUGGAGAUACAUGGGCGGCUUUGCAGGCAACGUCACCUUCACGAGCGUAAUAUUAAAAGGAUUCAAAUGGGGGUUUGCUGCGUUUGUGGUGGCUUUAGGGGCUGAAUAUUUCCUGGAGUCCCAGAAUGGUGAUAAGAAGCAUCACUGAAGAGAGCACCUUGUGAUGUCCCUUUCAUAAAAAUAAGAUUCUCUCACUGUAGCAUCCUUGGCUGUAUGUUGGUCUUUGAAAGAAUAGACCAACCAAAUUAGCAUGGUUUAAUAAAGUAAGGAAAACUUG
Apodemus sylvaticus (European woodmouse) is the source of this 551-nucleotide messenger RNA. It is a transcript of the gene Ndufb3, whose product is annotated as NADH:ubiquinone oxidoreductase subunit B3. The coding region runs from base 114 to 422 and encodes 102 amino acids. Gene Ontology annotation, cellular component: mitochondrion. Gene Ontology annotation, biological process: mitochondrial respiratory chain complex I assembly; electron transport chain. Lineage: Eukaryota; Metazoa; Chordata; Mammalia; Rodentia; Muridae. The record is from RefSeq and is a predicted model, not a curated record. The transcript has 3 exons.